AUGCCGAGACUUACUUCUAUAGGGCGCUUGAUCUGCGUUAUCUCGUCUAGGCAACUUAUUGUUUUACAAAUUCCACCACUUACGCAGAAUACACUGUCAUUAACAGUGGCUGCCAAAGGAAGACAAUUAAAACAAUCAAGUACUGUUUUCCACAGACCAGAAGUAUAUCGCGCAGCACAAAGAGACUUGAAGCCAAGUUUACGGCUCUCGUGCUUGGACUCGUUUUUACCGCGGAGAAGAAAAAAGUUCUUUGGGAAUUUAAUCUUCAAGGCAAAUAAGAGACACAACGUUUCUAUACUCAGAUCUGUAUUGCCAAUAUAG
This is a messenger RNA of Pochonia chlamydosporia 170, 321 nucleotides long. RefSeq lists its product as hypothetical. The transcript is spliced from 2 exons. NCBI's taxonomy places the organism in Eukaryota, Fungi, Ascomycota, Sordariomycetes, Hypocreales, Clavicipitaceae. Bases 1 to 321 code for a protein of 106 amino acids. The record is from RefSeq and is a predicted model, not a curated record.